UAGAUCUUUUUUUAAUGGUAUAUCGCAUGUGUGCCGUUUUGUUUACCACACUCGAUGCAUGUUUGAAAAUAGCAUUACAUGUUAUUUUUUGUUAAUAUACGUUGAGAUAAAGCAACCAGAGAGGAAGUAUACGACUCCAGUAACCUCAUCAUACAGUUGAUUUCUGAAUUAUUUCAAUUUUUAGAGUACAUAAGUACCCUUGAUAACAAUGGCUGAUGCUGACUUUGAAGAACAGCUAAAACUUGAAGAGUUAGAAAGAAAAAAGAAGGAACUUAGUGAAGAAGGGAUUUCAGAUCCUUAUACUUAUGUAGAUCCUAAAGAUGGAACUGUAUAUGAAUGGGAUGUUCAGAAACAAGCUUACUUCCCUAAAAUAGAUGAUGACUUCAUUGCAAAAUAUCAAUCAAAUUACAAUUAUCAAGGUCCUUCAGAAGAAACAGCUAAUGCUGACAGUACUGCAUCUGCAUCAGAACAACAUGGAGAAAAACGUAAAGCCAGUGAACCAAGUUGGUUUGAAGUAGAUGAUGCACACAAUACAAAUGUCUAUGUAACUGGAUUACCUCAGGACAUAACAGAACAAGAGUUUGCAGAUCUGAUGGGUAAAUGUGGGCUAGUCAUGAAAGACCCAGCCACUAUGAAAUACAGAGUGAAACUAUACCGAGAAAAUGGACAGUUGAAAGGUGAUGGAUUGUGUUGUUAUAUAAAGAUUGAAUCUGUCUCAUUAGCUCUAGAUAUUUUGGAUGGUUAUGUAUAUAAAGGAAAGACUCUUCAUGUGGAAAGAGCUAAAUUCCAAUUGAAAGGCCAAUAUGAUCCGAGUAAGAAACCCAAAAAAAUGAAGCCAAAAGAAAAAGAAAAGAUGAAAAAGAAAAGAGAAAAAUUGUUUGAAUGGGGAUUUGAGAAGCUCCGUGGUGAACGAUCUAAAAAUGAAAAAACUGUCAUUAUUAAAAACAUGUUUGAUCCAAAGGAAUUUGAUGAGGAUGCUACUUUGCUUUUAGAUUAUCAGAAUGAUAUUAGAGAAGAAUGCUCAAAAUGUGGAGAAGUUAAAAAAGUUGUAAUAUAUGAUCGCAAUCCAGAAGGUGUUGUUUCUGUUACAUUUACUGAACCUGAAAUGGCUGAUGAAUGCAUAAACCUUAUGAAUGGACGUUGGUUCGCUGGACGCCAGCUCACUGCAGUAACGUGGGAUGGUAAAACAAAGUAUAAAGUCAUUGAAACUGAAGAGGAACGUCAGAAACGACUACAAAAGUGGGAAAAAUUCUUGGAAGAGAAAGACUCUGAAGGAGGAGACAAAUCCAAAGCACAGACAGAUUCUCAAAAUAAACAGAAAGAUCCUAAAUUAAGUGUUCCAAGUAAUGCUUAUGAACUUGCUGGUGAAACAGAUAGCUCUGGUGAUUCAGAUGGUGAAGAUGCUGCCAAAACACCGGCUCCGCAAGAAAGUUAUCCAGUCAUGCAGGCUAAUGGUGGACUGUCUUUUGGUGCACGUCCAUCAAACCAGAACAAAUCUUGAAAUAAUUACUUUUAAUGCUGUUAAUUACUCAUUAUUGUGAAUAAAUCAUCUUUAUUUAAUCUCA
Argiope bruennichi is the source of this 1565-nucleotide messenger RNA. It is a transcript of the gene barc, whose product is annotated as HIV Tat-specific factor 1 homolog. NCBI's taxonomy places the organism in Eukaryota, Metazoa, Arthropoda, Arachnida, Araneae, Araneidae. The record is from RefSeq and is a predicted model, not a curated record. Gene Ontology annotation, biological process: mRNA splicing, via spliceosome. Gene Ontology annotation, cellular component: U2 snRNP; U2-type spliceosomal complex. Gene Ontology annotation, molecular function: RNA binding. The transcript is spliced from 8 exons. Bases 209 to 1501 code for a protein of 430 amino acids.